Molecule: messenger RNA, 834 nt
Organism: Macrobrachium nipponense
Lineage: Eukaryota; Metazoa; Arthropoda; Malacostraca; Decapoda; Palaemonidae
Product: dentin sialophosphoprotein-like
Exons: 1
Coding region: 1-834 (277 amino acids)
Source: RefSeq, a predicted model, not a curated record
AUGUCUGGAAGAUCAGUUGAUACAACAUCCUAUACAGAAUCUACUGUCACCACAUCAACUGAAGGGUCAACUGGUUCAACAUUCUCUACAGAAUCUAUUACGUCAACUUCAUCUAAAGCAUCUAUUGGUUCAACAUCCUCUGCAGAAUCUACUGACACAACAUCAUAUGUUGGAUAUAAUGGUUCAACAUUUUCUGGAGCAUCAAUUGGUUCAACAUUAUCAGGAGGACCAACUGGUUCAACAUCCUCUGCAGAAUCUACAAUCUCCACAUCAUCAGUAGGUUUUACUAAUACAUCUUCUCCUGAAAGUACUGUUUCCAUGUCAUCUGGAGAAUCUACUGCUUCAACAUCCUAUGCAGGAUCUCUCAUCUCAACAUCAUCUGUAGGACCUACUAAUGCAUCCAAUGCAGUAUCUAUUGAUACAUCAUUACCUCGGGGAUCUACUGUCUCCACAUCAUCAUCAGGAUCUACUGAUUCAACAUACUCUGGAGAAUCUAUGACCACCUUAUCAUCCAGAGCAUCUACUGGUCCAACAUCCUCUACAGGAUCUAAUGACAAUACAUCAUCUGGAGGUUAUGGUGAUACUGAUUCAACAGUAUCUGCAGAAUCUAAUGUUUCCACAUCACCUGGAGGAUCUAAUGUAUUGACAUCCUCCACAGAUUCUAUCAGCUCCACACCAUAUGGAAGAUCCGAUGGUAUAACAUUCUCCAAAGAAUCUACUGUCAUAACAUCAGCUGAAGGAUCAACAUUUUCUACAGAAUCUAUGACCUUCACUUCAUCCACAGCAUCUAUUGGUUCAACAUCCUUUAAAGGAUCUACUGACACCACAUUAUAG